This is a messenger RNA of Xyrauchen texanus (razorback sucker), 3321 nucleotides long. Its product is annotated as metal cation symporter ZIP14. Gene Ontology annotation, molecular function: zinc ion transmembrane transporter activity. The coding region runs from base 169 to 1647 and encodes 492 amino acids. The record is from RefSeq and is a predicted model, not a curated record. Lineage: Eukaryota; Metazoa; Chordata; Actinopteri; Cypriniformes; Catostomidae. Gene Ontology annotation, cellular component: membrane. The transcript has 9 exons. Gene Ontology annotation, biological process: intracellular zinc ion homeostasis; zinc ion import across plasma membrane.
GUCAGUUGCUGCCGUCUUAUCAAUGAGAGCAAAAGAAAAAAAAAAGAAAACCGAGCCUCUGGUUUUUAAACGGCUUACCCCAUGUCCAUCGGUUCAUUAACGGGCCACUGACGCGUCUGCGGAUCAAAAAAAUCUCAAGUUUGCGCUUGACGUGCCACUGGUAGAGUCAUGACACUGAGACAAGCCAAUGGCUGCAGAAAGCUGACCUUGACCCUUUGCCUGACACUGACUCUGGGCCUGCUUCAGUUGCCAAUAAGAGAUGUUUGUGGUCAGGAUGGACUAUCUCCUGCUCAAGUCCUUCAGGAACUGCUGACACGUUAUGGCGACAACACCACCAUCUCUGUUCCACAGCUUCGAUCGCUCUUAUUGCGGUUAAAUGAAGGACAAAGUGGAGACCACAACAUACAAACACAGCCCACAAAAACCAAUGCAUCCAAGUGCUUGGCAGCAGACACUCUGGCAGUGUAUGGGAUGAGUGAGCAGUCCCAAAUAGAUGGACGAGGCCUACAGGACAUCUGCCCCACCAUGAUACAGCAGCUGGACUCACAAGCAUGCAAGACCCAAGAGGAUCAAGAGUCUGAAACAAGUCCCAGACCCUCCUAUGCAGAGGUGUGGGGGUAUGGUUUCCUGUGUGUGACAGUGAUAUCUCUGUGUUCACUUGUCGGGGCAAGUGUGGUUCCCUUCAUGAGGAAAACCUUUUAUAAGCGGUUGCUGCUGUACUUCAUAGCCCUGGCCAUUGGUACUCUGUACUCCAACGCACUCUUUCAACUAAUCCCAGAGGCAUUUGGAUUUGAUCCCAUGGAGGAUUAUUAUGUGUCCAAGUCUGCUGUUGUGUUUGGAGGAUUCUACCUGUUCUUCUUUACAGAGAAAAUCCUGAAGAUGAUCUUGAAACCAAAGGACAAGGAAGGCCAUGGCCAUAGUCACUUCCCUGCAGAGCACUAUGCCAACUCUAAUGGUGACUUGGAGGAUGGCAUGAUGGAAAAGCUGCAGAAUGGAGAAACUGGAGGAGCGGCCUUACCCAGAGUAGAAGGAGAUGCCAGAGGGGUCGGAGAAGAUGACAAAAUGCUAAGCACAGGACCUACAGUACAGGACUCUCAGAGUUCAGGUGGUGCUGGAACAGGUGGAUGCUAUUGGCUGAAGGGCCGGGCAUACUCUGACAUCGGAACUCUGGCAUGGAUGAUCACUCUGAGCGAUGGUCUCCAUAAUUUCAUAGAUGGGCUGGCUAUCGGGGCCUCCUUUACUGCCUCUGUGUUUCAGGGCAUCAGUACGUCAGUGGCAAUUCUGUGUGAGGAGUUUCCACAUGAGUUGGGUGAUUUUGUAAUCCUGCUAAAUGCUGGCAUGAGUAUUCAGCAGGCUCUGUUCUUUAACUUCCUGUCGGCGUGCUGCUGCUAUCUGGGCAUGGGCUUUGGCAUCCUGGCUGGAAACCGCUUCUCUCCUAGCUGGAUCUUUGCUCUAGCUGGGGGCAUGUUUCUUUAUAUAGCACUGGCUGAUAUGUUCCCAGAGAUGAACGAGGUCAGUCGUGAGGAAGAGGAGGCUGGAGGAAGUGGCUUUCUUCUCACUUUCGCCAUCCAGAACGCAGGGCUGCUCACAGGGUUCGCCAUCAUGCUUUUACUCACCAUCUACUCAGGACAGAUACAGCUUGGAUAGCAGUGGACCUAAAUUAAAACUCCAAACCUAAAGAACUAUCUCAGUACCUGGACUAAAACCUGAGAAUUCCUGGGCUUAACGUCAAACCUCCAGACUUAAAUAUGAACCAGCUAUGCUGGCUUGUAAUUGCCCAGCUGGACUAGGUCAAGACAUACUGUAAAUGGGCAAGUUAUGGGUUUAGUUUGGGCUCAGAUUGAAGCCUGGAUAUACGGUAAUUCUGACCAAACCCUAAACAAACUGACCCAAGCAACAACUGACCUAAGCAACAACUGACCUUUCAAAAUGUUUUAGAUACAAAACCCAGAACAUGUGGAUGGAACCUCUACCUUUCAUCUUGGUAAGGCCUUUUCUCAAAAGGAGAUUCAGGACACAAUUGUAUCCCUGUAAACUAUGAUUUCCACCACCCCAUUGUAUACGUCUGGGCAUUUGUGAUGAGUUAUAAUUUUCUAUUUUCUUUGCGUUAAAUCAAAAAGCCUUUUUCUUUUAAAUACAAGCUUUCUACAUAUUCUUUUCCAUGAAGAGUAGUCUGAUGUGUAACGCAGUAUUUGUGCAUGGGAUAUUUCCAAAAACCUGACUCGUUUUACUGCAAUUUAAAAAAAGAGAGAGAAAAAAUUCCCAUCUAAACAAACAAGUUACCAGUAGAUGGCACUCAAAACUCUAUAAUACUUAAUAUUUAUGUACUGUAGGUUAUAUUAAUGAAAGAUUACUUUGUAUUGUUAAAUUCAUUACAUGAAGAUUUAUUUUGACCUGCCGCUCUUUUUCUUGUUUGUUGACAUUAAACCGUAAUGGCAACAAAGUUGCAGAAUUGCUAUAACUUUACACAGCAAAGGUUAGUAAGUGAUUUUAUCACACUAAAAUCAUGUUAAAACUCAUAUUGCUUACGUCUUGUGGCUAUACAUUUGAAACAAUGAGUAUUUUAACAUUUAUGAACUGGCUUUCAUUGUAAGUGCCUCACUGUAACCCAGAUUUUAGCUUUUUUUUAAAGAAAAGGAGCUAAAACGACUGUAAAAAUUACGAUUUAAACAACUUUAUAGGUCAAAUAACACAUGAGUUUUAAAAGAAGAAUUAGUUUAAGUGCUUUUAUAAAAUUAUAAGCUUUAAAUUUUUGCCUUUUAAACCCUCCAAAAAUGGGCCUCUUUCACUUCCAGUGUCUCACUGUGUAACCUUGAUUUUAGUUUUUGUUAAAGAAAAUAAUUUUUUGUGGUAAUUAACAUUAUGCCACAAAUGCUGUUGAUUGAGCUUAACUUCUAUAGUACUCAGUAUAUUCCUAUAAGGUCUUAGUUUAGUUACAAAGAAGUAUUUGCUCACAAAUGUAUUAUCCUUAUAUUCAUUAUUUGCCAUGCACUAUUUAAAAAUAGUCUCAAAACCAAACAUCGAGAGUUUGAAACAAACAAAAGAUUACUACAAGACAUGCAUUUUUUGUUAUUGUUGAUUGUGUAUUUGUCUAGUUUUUACCUCUUUAUCAAAGGAGAUACCAAAUCAGUGGCAUUCCUCUAGAAAGAUCUGUUCUACUUCCUUGCAAUCUUUUAUUAAACCAAACUCUUUCCGCUCUUCUCAUUUUUAUAUCUACACUUUAACCUUGCAUAUUAAAGGGAUAGUUCACCCAAAAAUAUAAAUUAUCAUCAAUUACUAUCCUUCUUGUCAACCCAAAUGUGUAUGACUAUCUUUCUUCUG